AUUUAUUUUUAUAAUAUGAAAUAUAUACUGUAACGCAUAAUUAAAUUAAGCUUGCCAUCCUGGCCCAACCUUGAAAGCAGCACCAUAUACUAAUAACUAGUUUGAAAGCCAGACGUUCCCGUUUUUCUGUAAUUAUCAGUUCACAAAGGCAAGGUAUUCUUGGAUGAUUAGGGAGUUUUAACUUUUAAGCAGCAGAAUGAGUAAAAGAAAAUUGAAGGAUUUGUUGCUACAGAAAGAUAAUCGUGUUUGUGCAGAUUGUAGUGCUCCAGACCCCAAAUGGGCGUCAGCUAAUAUUGGAGUAUUCAUAUGUUUGAAAUGUUGUGGUGUACACAGAAGUCUUGGUACUCAUAUUUCAAAGGUUUUGUCUGUGACAUUAGAUGAAUGGUCCGAUGAUGAACUUGAUUCCAUAGUUGAGGUUGGAGGAAAUGCCUCUGCGAAUUCAAUCUACGAAGCUUAUAUCCCAGCAGGAGUUUCAAAGCCUAGACCUAGUGCUAGUCAAGAGGAACGUGUGAACUUUAUAAGGUCCAAGUAUGAGAGUCAAGAUUUCCUCAAACCCAGCUUGCGGAUCUUGUCAACUUCCAGCAAGGCUUCUUUACGAACAAGUUUUUCCUCAAAGAUUACGGAUAGUUUUCGAAGUUCUUCAAGUACAUCACAUAAAUUGGAAGGCAUGGUGGAAUUUAUUGGAAUAAUAAAGGUUAAAGUAAUUAAAGGCACAAAUUUAGCUGUUCGAGAUAUAUUGUCGAGCGACCCUUAUGUUAUCCUGAAACUGGGGAAGCAGAAGGUACAAACCACUGUUGUCAAGAGCAACUUGCAUCCUGUCUGGAACCAGGAAUUGAUGCUUUCUGUUCCUCAAAAUUAUGGGGCCUUAAAAGUGGAAGUUUAUGAUUACGAUACAUUUUCGGCUGAUGACAUAAUGGGGCAAGCGGAGGUGGAUAUUCAACCAAUGAUAAACUCGGCAAUGGCAUACGGAGAUGCUAGUAUGUUCGAUGACAUGCAGAUAGGAAAAUGGCUGAAAUCGAAUGACAAUGCAUUGAUACAUGAUAGCACAGUAAACAUUAUUGACGGGAAGGUGAAACAGGAAGUAUCACUGAAGCUUCAGAAUGUAGAAUCUGGAGAAUUAGAUCUAGAACUAGAGUGGAUGCCUCUUGGACAGUAAGCUUUAAUGUAUAUGGACUAAAUCUUCCAAUUACUUCAUACAAAUAUUUGAUGUUAUAUGAGUUAUUUAAGUGGGAAUUUCGACAUUACUUUUGAACCGAGAAUGAGGUUGGGAGGUCUUGCAUAAAGAAGAUCAAAACGCGUACUUUCGGUUUGAGUUGUCUUGUUUAAUCUUUCGCUAAUGAAGGAACUUGUAUUUUGUGCAUUAUGCUAAA
Molecule: messenger RNA, 1370 nt
Organism: Daucus carota subsp. sativus
Lineage: Eukaryota; Viridiplantae; Streptophyta; Magnoliopsida; Apiales; Apiaceae
Product: ADP-ribosylation factor GTPase-activating protein AGD12-like
Exons: 9
Coding region: 197-1156 (319 amino acids)
Molecular function (GO): GTPase activator activity; phospholipid binding
Source: RefSeq, a predicted model, not a curated record